Messenger RNA from Cataglyphis hispanica, 1697 nucleotides. Its product is annotated as RPA-interacting protein-like. The transcript has 3 exons. The record is from RefSeq and is a predicted model, not a curated record. Gene Ontology annotation, biological process: protein import into nucleus. Bases 134 to 799 code for a protein of 221 amino acids. Lineage: Eukaryota; Metazoa; Arthropoda; Insecta; Hymenoptera; Formicidae. Gene Ontology annotation, cellular component: nucleus.
CAGAUUUGUAGAAUCACGCAUGCGUGAGAAAUAUUGUAAUGCGUAGUGCGCCGAAGAUGAAUUUGACGUUCCUCUCUUGAUGAGAAGUAAAAACGUAUCGUUAAUUUUAUUUCGAAGAAGUGUGUAAAAAGUCAUGGCGUUCAGUCCUACAAUGAUAUCAAAAUUAAAGAGCAGAGAUUACGCAAAUAAAAUCAGACACGGUUCGCCCAAGUUACAGGAGACGUUGCGAGAGAAGUGUCGUCAAAGAAUGCGAGAAAAACGGGAUCAAUUAUUCAAUAGACAUAGAUUUGGUUUGCAACUCGCUUCUAUACAUAUGCAGGACACAUUGACAGAACUAAUGCGUCAAGAAUUUAAGAAUUUGGCAACAUCAAACGAUGGUGGUACAAGUCUUACAUUCGCAGAGAUCGAUGAACCUUUAAAUCAAGAGGAGGCGAUUGAAUUGGAAAAUAAAAUUAUUCAGGAAGAAGAAGAAUGGAUACUUCAAGAAUAUGAGAAAUUUUUACACGAUGAGAUCGAAUCUUAUAUAAUGUAUGCUGAUAAUAAUGAGAGGGAAGUAUUCUGUCCUAUAUGUCAGAAAGUCAUAUUAGAAGAAGAAAGUAAUGGUGUAAAUUGUGCAGCUUGUGGAUUAAAAUUAAUUGGUCGUACCAUGCAAGAAGUAAAACAUUUGAUUAAUGAGACUAUAAAAAUGCAUACAAUCAACUGUGUCAAAGUACCAACAUUCAUGAUAAUACCUGACGAUUGUAAUCUUGAUUUAUAUUUGGUGUGUCAUGACUGUUCUACUUUAGCAUUAAUUUGUUAAUUAUUUAAGAUCAAUUACCAGUAUUAAUUUUUAAAAGUAAAAGCACAAUUGCUAGACAAUAUUCAAGUCUUAUUCAAGAAUAUUAAAUACUGAUACAUCAAUGUGUUUAAAGACUAACAAUUGUAAAUUAUAAUUUGCAUCACUUGUAAUACUAAUCAUAAUUUUUUUGACGUUAUAAAAAAAUUCCUAAUUGUUAAUUAAAUUUACAUUUGCAUUAUUGCAUUUUAUAUAUUUUUGUUAAAAUGGAACUAAAGCUCAAUUGUCAAAUUAUAUUGGGUAUUAAUAUGAAAGUUUUCAAAUCAAUUAUUUUUAAAGUAAAUUGAUUCAGGAGUAUUUUUCAAUAGCCAUACAUGUGUAUAUAAGAUAGUUUGUUAUUUAUAAUAGUGAUGAAUGAUACAGAGAGAUAUAGAAGAAAUAAAAUACAAUAGUUCUAGAUUUCUUCAUGUUGUUAUAAUAUUGAAAUAAUAACAUGUGAAUCUUUAUGAUACAUAUUGUACAAAAGAACAUCCCUUUUCGACGAGUUCACUUAUAUUAUUACCUUAUCACUUAUCAUGUACAUACACAAUAUGAAUGUGUGAGUGUGUGUGUGUAUAUAUGUGUGAGAGGACUUCUACAUUAUGUUUUGUAAAAAAAAGAAAAAAGAAAAUUAUCCUACAAUCUAAAAUAAAACGGCAAACAAAAGUCACAAUAAAAUGUCAAGUUAAAGAAGUUUUCAGACUAUUAACUAUUUUAUUUGUAUACCUGGAAUUAUUAUAAAUUUCACUAUAUACAUUUUACAUUAGAAAAAACACUAUGCAGAGGCCUCCUUUGUAGCGUGAACUAUAUUCGGUAUUCAAACUUUUUGCAAGUGAUUUGUACAUCAUUAUGAGUUUCCAUAAUAAAGAUUUCAUAUUUAUAA